AUGUACUGCCAUUCUUCAGUACAUGUUUCCACUGAUAUAGACCCGAUCAUUCAGACUGAAACAUGUACUUCCAUUCUUCAAGGUAUGAAAAUCCCAGUGAAAAAGAAAGAUAGGGGAUUGGUUACUACUCCUUGCACUAUUGAUGAUAGAAAAUUCAAAAAGGCUCUGAUUGACUUAGGAGCAAGUGUGAGUUUGAUGCCACUAUCCAUCUACAAGAAAUCAGGCAUUGGCACCGUUCAAGAUACUCGGAUGACACUUCAGUUUGCUGAUCGCUCUAUUAGGCGACCAUAUGGGAUAAUGGAAGAUGUUCUGGUAAAGAUUAACAGGUUCGUUUUCCCAGUUGACUUCGUCAUUCUGGAAAUGCUCGAAGACGAGGAUAUUCCUCUCAUAUUGGGCAGACCAUUUUUAGAGACAGGACGAUGCAUGAUAGACAUAGAGGAAGGAACGAUGACCCUCAAAGUCUAUGAUGAAGAGCUAAAGAUUGAUGUGCAUAACACAAUGCAAUACAAAGAUGAUAUUGGCACAAGACACACUGUAGAGAUAAUAGAUCGGGUAAUUGCUCAAGAAAUUAAAAAGAAAAUGCCCCAAUCACCAUUAGAACGUGUUUUGAGUCUAUCAAUUUUCGAAAGUGAUGAAGAUGAGGGUAAUUCUGAAGUGCUCACUAUGAUGAAAAAAUAA
Messenger RNA from Lathyrus oleraceus (garden pea), 678 nucleotides. RefSeq lists its product as uncharacterized. Gene Ontology annotation, molecular function: aspartic-type endopeptidase activity. Gene Ontology annotation, biological process: proteolysis. The record is from RefSeq and is a predicted model, not a curated record. Lineage: Eukaryota; Viridiplantae; Streptophyta; Magnoliopsida; Fabales; Fabaceae. The transcript has a single exon. Bases 1 to 678 code for a protein of 225 amino acids.